UACAUCUGCACUGUAAUAUGUAUACGCAGAUGAAGAACACAGUUUUAGUUUACAGCUCCUUUAAAGCUAAAGUAUUUUUAGUACUGAUGAGGACGAGUACUUGGACGCUUCAGAAAACGAGGUCCCACUGACAAGCCUUGACUUUGACAGCUUCGACAGUUAUGUAAGUGAAACGGAAGAAGAGAAGGAAGUUGAUGGUGAACGGGAACAGGUCAAUUACUGGACCCAGAAUACCCCAGCGAAAUCGUUUUACACCCGCAGCAAGGAUAGCGGCCUCGUGGUUACUGCAACCGACAAACUGCGUUGUCUGCACGAUCAGUUCCGUAAGAAUGUACUGACUUUUAGCCAGAAUUGCAGGGUGCAGCAGCCUGUCUCCGAAACGCCGUGUUCGAGCCUCUCCCGUUCCAUAUGCUGCGGCCACGGCGCAGAAAAAUCCUCUUGUCGCUCCUCUCACGAAUCAGACGAAUCUCCUUGUUCGUCGUCAUUUGAAGAAGAGGAAUCAGACACCGGUGAUGGUGACAGUUCAGAUUCAGAGGCUGAAAAUCAGCGCUUUGUCUUGGCUCUAAGCGAAAUGACGCGCAAACAGCGACACCCGGCAAGACUUCAUAAAGAACUGUGGUUCAACGAGCCUGGACAAAUGAAUGAUGGACCAUUUUGUCGAUGUAGCUGGAAAACGUGUCAGAAAGGAAUUGCUCAUAACAUAUAUCCUGGAGAGAAGCUACCUCCUUGUCGUGUCAUCCGGUGGAACAUAGAAUACCGUAUCGUGCUUGUAGCCGAGGAAGCGCCGGAGCUUUUUGUCAUAGAAGAUCUCAAUUUAUUUCGUGAUUACUUUUUCGUCGAGCUUCUCGAACUGUAUGACGUUGACGUGUUCAACAUGCAAAAAGCCGAAAACACUUGUUCUAUUUUUCAUGUCAUGCCACGUUUCACUCGUAGCAUCGAAGGUAUAUGGCUUUAUGCAUUUAGACAUUUUAGUUGAAG
Messenger RNA from Soboliphyme baturini, 978 nucleotides. The record is from the annotation of a GenBank genome assembly. Lineage: Eukaryota; Metazoa; Nematoda; Enoplea; Dioctophymatida; Soboliphymatidae.